This is a messenger RNA of Rhagoletis pomonella (apple maggot), 3130 nucleotides long. It is a transcript of the gene spin, whose product is annotated as protein spinster. Gene Ontology annotation, biological process: transmembrane transport. The record is from RefSeq and is a predicted model, not a curated record. The transcript has 9 exons. Lineage: Eukaryota; Metazoa; Arthropoda; Insecta; Diptera; Tephritidae. Gene Ontology annotation, cellular component: membrane. Gene Ontology annotation, molecular function: transmembrane transporter activity. The coding region runs from base 502 to 2424 and encodes 640 amino acids.
GUACUCAUUUUACAGUGGCAGUUUGUUUCUCACAUUUCUCGCGUUUGGUUGUAAAUUUUUAACAAAGAAAGCUAUCGCGGUAAAGCCAUUUGCGGGAGUUUAUUUUUGUUAAAUUUACUUGGAAUUCUUUGGAAGAAAGUAUAAUAUUGUGUAAAAUAUAAGUUUGUGCGACGUAUAAACCAAUGCACCUUAAAUAAUAUAAAUCGCGAUUUUAAGGCAGAGAAAUAUACAAUAACAAAUCAAGGCCACUAACAAGAAACUCAAUCCAAAGCAAAAUCUAGCUAAAGCAGUGCGUGCAACGGAACGUCAAACGGACGUGUGUACAAUACAAAUUCGCAAAGACCGCUAAAAAGUGCAGGAAGUGGGCUGAAUCAGAAUUCAAUAACAUAAUUUUAUAAAAAAUACUUUUAUAGCAGCAUAAAUUGUAAUUGCUGCGGUGUACGUGUGUGCGCGGUUCAAUAUUGGGGCUGUGUUUGGAAUUUUUGCAGAAAUUCCACGUGAAUGUCUUCACAAUCGUCUACUCGUUAUAUGCCAAUAACCACAAGAAUGGACAAUCCAGCACUUUCAGGGUCCAGUGGUGAUGUGGAAGCCGAUAGCAAUUCCGUGGAGGCUAGUCUACCCGCCACCUGUUCAUCGCAGCAAUUAAUGCCUCCUUCGUCAGACACGGAUAGCGCUGUUGUACAACGACCAACCACCGGAAUCACAAAGACACAAUGGUUUACGGUGGUGGUGCUGUGCUUUGUGAAUCUAAUCAACUAUAUGGAUCGCUUUACUAUAGCAGGUGUUUUAACGGACAUACAAGAUGAUUUUAAAAUCGGUGAUGAUGAUGGCGGUCUGCUACAAACCGCCUUUGUACUCUCCUAUAUGAUUUGUGCGCCGGUUUUCGGCUAUCUCGGUGAUCGUUAUUCGCGUCGUUGGAUUAUGGCCAUUGGUGUUUUGUUAUGGUCGACAACAACAUUACUCGGCUCAUUUAUGGGUAGCUUUGGCGGUUUUAUCACAUUCCGUGCUUUGGUGGGCAUUGGUGAAGCCUCUUAUAGUACCAUAGCACCAACAAUUAUAUCAGAUUUAUUUGUACAUGAUUUACGUUCGAAAAUGUUGGCAUUAUUCUACUUUGCGAUCCCUGUGGGUUCCGGAUUUGGUUACAUUGUCGGCUCAGAGACGGCACGUUUGGCCAAUGACUGGCGUUGGGCGCUGCGUGUCACACCCAUGCUGGGCAUUUUCGCUGUCGCAUUGAUACUGUUAACCAAAGAGCCCGUACGCGGUGAGAGUGAAGGCUCACACAACUUGGAACCUACCAGCUACACUGAAGAUAUAAAAGAUUUGGUGAAGAAUCAUUCGUUUAUGCUUUCGACAGCCGGUUUCACAUGCGUUGCCUUCGUAACAGGCGCUUUGGCUUGGUGGGGACCUAAAUUUAUUUAUCUUGGCAUUAAAAUGCAGCCAGGCAAUGAGGAGCUGUCACUGAAUGACGUAUCGUACAAGUUUGGCAUCAUUGCAAUGAUAGCUGGUCUAAUUGGUGUACCCUUGGGUUCGCUGCUCGCACAGCGUCUACGACCACAUCACGAGGGCUGUGAUCCAUACAUAUGCGCCUUCGGUCUACUCAUAUCAGCGCCCAUGGUCUACUUGUCGCUGGUGACACCGCAAACCACAACCUCGUUUUGCUUCUUGUUCGUCUUUUUGGCACAGGUGACGCUGAAUUUAUGCUGGUCGAUUGUUGCUGAUAUUUUGCUGUAUGUUGUGGUGCCAACUCGCCGUUCAACUGCCGAAGCCUUCCAGAUUCUAAUCUCACAUGCGUUGGGUGACGCCGGAAGUCCUUACUUUGUUGGCCUGCUUUCUGAAGGCAUCAAACGCCAUAUGCGCACCACUACCGCUCAGACAUCCGAAUAUAGUCUCGGUUUUCCUAGUUUGUCCUUGACAGCAGAAACUAGAAGUGACAAUAUCACCGACAGCUUAACAUCGUUAAACUCUACAGCCGCAGUAGCAACAACGAAUCUCUUAGCUCAGGCUACCGAAAAUGUCGCUGAAUUGGUUACGAAUGCUACAGACUUUUUACAACAAAAUGUUUCUGAUCUUGUUGCGGAAGCAACGAAUAUGUUGCACGCGAAUAGUAACCAUUUAAAUGGCACACAACAGUUGUUGCCUCAAGCGGGAAUGCUAGACUUGGACUUACAAGAUACUGAUAUCACAAAAUUCAAAGCAUUACAGUAUUCGUUAUUUUCAACGAGUUUCAUUGAAGUUUUGGGUGCAGUUUUCUUUUUUCUGACUGCCAUCUACAUAUUAAAAGAUAAACGACGAGCAGCGCGAGCAACACUUGUUAACGAAUUAAACGAUGUUAGCAACACAGCUUGUAAAGAUAAAGAAUUCGAACCCGAAGAUUGUGAAUAUAUCGUUCUGUGUACCGAUAUUAAACAUAAUCAGUGCGUAUAACAAAAACAAACAACUAAAAUUUAAACGAAUGGAAAUUUGAUCCAACCUGCCUUUUUAGAGACUCCAUAGUUGGCAAUCCACCAACUACUCAAGAGUGAAGUGCACUUUCAAUCAAUUAUACAAACGAAUAAUGUAUGUAUAAGCCACUUACCGAACCAGCCAGUCAACCCACAAGCAAUCGAUAUAGUAAUACAUACAUACAUAAAAGCACAUCCCUACCCCUGCCGGGAUGGAUGUAUUGCACGAAAGGCAAACAUAUGACUGAAAUAUUAGUUUUUACCAAUUAAUAUUUAGAAAUAGUAAUGAUUAUCAUAGAAUCAUGUGUGCCUCAAGAAAGUGGGUGUGUUCCUAUUAGACGAGUGUAUAUGUAUGUAUGGAUAAAUCAUGCAAACGCCAAGCAGACAUGCCUUCAUACAUAUGUACAUAUUUAAAUAUACAUUUGUACAUAAUAAUAAACAUUGAUCAAUCAUUCUCAUUUGUAAUCCUUUAAUCGCUAAGAUAUUUACUACUGCGUAUUUAUUUACAUAUAUGUAUGUAUAAUUAUUUUAUUAUUGUCAAAACGCAACAAUGGUUUAUGUGAGUUCUUACACUCACGCAGUAGGUACAUGACUAAAACUAGAUACACAGGAGUAGUUGUAAAUGAAAGCAGCGAGCGGGCGAAUAUGUAAAAUCUAUGCCUGCAAUGGCAUAAAUAAAGACGCAUGAA